AUGGGAAGAGCAAAGAUACAAAUAAAAAGGAUUGAGAACAUGAUGAACAGACAAGUAACAUUCUCAAAGAGAAGGAAUGGAUUGCUUAAGAAAGUUUAUGAACUUUCAAUUCUCUGUGACAUUGAUAUUGCUCUCAUUAUGUUCUCUCCAGCUGGAAAGCUAGUCAUGUUCUCAUCAAAGAAAAGUUUUGAAGAUAUUCUUACAAGGUUCCUUGCAGAUCUCCCUCAAAAUCAAAGAGAAAUCAAGUGCAAUGAAGAGUUAUUGCAAACAUCUCUUCAGAAGUUAAAUUAUGAGAGUUCAUUAGCUUCUCAGUGUUCUUCAUCCAGCUCAAGAGAUUCAAUCAGGAAGAAUAUAGAGGACCUUUGUAAUGAGAUAAAGGAAUGCAAGAUCAAAUUGGAGGAAGACACAAAGAAAUUAAGGAUUCUACAUGGAGAUGUGAGUAAAAAACUAUCUAUGAAUGAAGUUGAAGAGCAUGAAGUCAUAUUAAAUGAAGCUUUGAGCAAAGUGUUACAAAAAAAG
Dioscorea cayenensis subsp. rotundata (Guinea yam) is the source of this 519-nucleotide messenger RNA. RefSeq names its product agamous-like MADS-box protein AGL104. Lineage: Eukaryota; Viridiplantae; Streptophyta; Magnoliopsida; Dioscoreales; Dioscoreaceae. The record is from RefSeq and is a predicted model, not a curated record. The annotation marks the transcript as partial. Gene Ontology annotation, biological process: positive regulation of transcription by RNA polymerase II. Gene Ontology annotation, molecular function: DNA-binding transcription factor activity, RNA polymerase II-specific; RNA polymerase II cis-regulatory region sequence-specific DNA binding; protein dimerization activity. The transcript has 7 exons.